Pundamilia nyererei is the source of this 1320-nucleotide messenger RNA. It is a transcript of the gene glod4, whose product is annotated as glyoxalase domain containing 4. Lineage: Eukaryota; Metazoa; Chordata; Actinopteri; Cichliformes; Cichlidae. Bases 226 to 1122 code for a protein of 298 amino acids. The record is from RefSeq and is a predicted model, not a curated record. The transcript is spliced from 9 exons.
GGGGGAUUGUGAAUUUUAUACAUUGUACUUUAACGUACAGUCGCCGUUCUUUGCUUUAAUACUAGAGAAGCACUAAUAAUAACGACAGGUGGUGUAACACAUUAUCCAGCGGUUGUUUUUUUUUCGUUUUGUAGUUUUACUUGCAAAUACCCGGUAUGUGUUCAUUGGUUAUUACCAGUCGAGCACAGAAAAAUCGAUACGACCACAGGUAGCACGGCUGUCAUCAUGGCUUUGAGACGAGCGUUGCAUUUUGUUUUCAAAGUUGGUGACAGGGCUAAAACUGCUACCUUUUACAGAGAUGUUCUAGGUAUGAAGAUUUUAAGACACGAAGAGUUUGAGGAAGGCUGCAAGGCAACUUGUAAUGGCCCUUAUGAUGGGAAAUGGAGCAAGACAAUGGUUGGCUUUGGUCCAGAGGAUGACCAUUUUGUUGCUGAACUGACCUACAACUAUGGUGUGGGAGAAUAUAAACUUGGCAAUGACUUCUUGGGGAUCACUCUGCAGUCGAGCCAAGCUGUAAGCAAUGCUAAAUGUCUCGGGUGGCCUCUCACUGAGGUGGGAGAGGCUCUGUAUCUGACUCAAGCUCCUGGAGGCUAUCCUUUCUAUCUGGUGGACAAAGAGCAACCUCAUAAUGACCCUGUGCAGAAGGUUUGUCUCGGGGUAUCAGACCUCCAAAGAUCGACCCACUACUGGUCCACACUCUUGGGGAUGAAAGUGAUGGACAAAAAUGAGGAAAAGAAGACGGUGCUCAUGGGAUUUGCAGACAGUCAAUGCAAACUGGAGCUUCAGGACAUUGGAGGGAUGGUUGACCAUGGAACAGCUUUUGGGAGAAUAGCGUUUUCAUGCCCGCGGGAGCAACUGCCGGUUAUUGAAGCCUUGAUGAAAAAGGAAAAUCAGAAAAUUCUCACCCCAUUGGUCAGCUUGGACACUCCUGGAAAAGCUACAGUAGAAGUGGUUAUUUUGGCUGACCCUGAUGGCCAUGAGAUUUGUUUUGUGGGAGAUGAGGCCUUUAGGCAGCUUUCCAUGUUGGAUCCCAAAGGGAAUGAAUUCCUUGAUAAGGCUAUGGCUGAAGAUAAAAGUGAUGAAUGGUUUGCCAAACACAACAAACAGAAGACUGCUGCAUGAGAUGGAGCAGCCGACCUGUCAGUUUUCAUCAGUUAAUGAGGAUGAGAUGCCGCACAACGCACCUGUAGCAUAGAUCUGCCUUAGGCUGGCAGCGUAAGAUUAAUUUUGUGUUAUGUAAAAACAUUUGUGCCCUGAGAUGAUGUAAUGGACCACUUGUUAUGGAUUUUUUUCCCCAAUAAAUAUUCUUCCUAAAAGCAA